AUGGACAUUUUAAGCAUGCUCUGUCUUUUUUUCUGCUUGGGGAGAAGCUGGGGACAGACGCAAAUAUAUGUCAUCUCAGCACCUAAAGCAUUCUAUGUUGGAGCCUCUGAAAAUGUAGUAAUUCAGGUUUAUGGAUACAGAGAAUCAUUUGAUGUGACCAUUGCUAUUAAAAGUUAUCCUGAUAAAAGUUUUACAUAUUCUUUUGGCCAAGUAAAUUUGUCUCCAGAAAAUGAAUUCCAAAACUCUGCAAACUUAAUUAUAAAACCAGAAGAUUUAUCUGGAGGGCCAAAUGCAGUUUCAAAUGUAUAUUUAGAAGUUGUAUCUGCCCAUUUUUCAAAAGCAUCAAAAAUUCCACUGCGAUACGACACUGGGUUUCUUUUCAUUCAAACAGACAGAUCUGUUUACUAUUCCGAUGAGCAAGUAAAAGUUAGAGUUUAUUCAUUGGAUGAAAACCUAAAACCAUCUCAAAAAGAAGUUAUCUUGACUUUUAUAGAUCCAGAAGGGUCAGAAGUUGCUGUGGGGGAAGACAGAAAUGCUACUGGAAUUAUCACUUUUCCUGACUUCAAGAUCCCAUCUCAUCCUAAAUACGGUUUGUGGACAAUUAAAGCUAACUACAAAGAGGACUUCACAACAAUAGGAACUGCAGAUUUUGAAAUUAAAAGACAUGGUGUGUAUUUGGAAAAACCACACUUCUCUAUCUUAGUACAACCAGAAAAUUACUAUAUCAGCCACGAAAACUUUGAGGACUUCAAGAUCACUAUAAAUGCUAGAUAUUCUCAUAAUCAGAAUGUAACUGAAGCUGAGGUUUCUGUCAUUUUUGCAAUAAGAAAUGAUUUAGAGGAUCCUAGAAAAGAAGAGAUGCCUGAAGCAAUCCAAAAGGCACAGCUGAUCAAUGGAAUUGCACAAGUAAAUUUUAAUACAUCAAAGGCAAUUAAAAACCUGCCAUACAAAAGUCUACAAGAUUUAAACAACAAAUACCUUAAUAUUUUUGUGAAAGUACAAGAACGUACAGGUAGAUUCUUCAAAGGAACCAAAGUAACGGAUGUCAAAUAUGUCCUCUCUCCCUACACCCUGCAUUUGGUUGCAACUCCUCUGUCUCUGAAGCCUGGGAUUCCAUAUUCCAUCAAGGUACAGAUGAGGGAUGUCAUUGGCCAUGUUGUAGGAGGGAAUACAGUAAUCUUGAAAGCAAAAAUAGUGGGUGCAACUCAGGAAAGCAAAGAUCUGGAUCCAAUGAAAAGUACAACAGAUCAUCGUGGAGUUGCUUCGUUUAUGGUUGACAUUUCCCCUGGUGUGUCAGCCUUGGAGUUUCAUGUUAGAACAGAUGACCCAGGUCUUCCAGAAGAGUACCAGGCCAGCAGUGACUAUCGAGCAGUGACCUACUCAUCACCCAGCCAGAGCUUCCUUUCUCUUAGCUGGACAGACAGUUACAAGAGCUCACUUGUGGGAGAGAAACUGAGCAUAACUGUUACCCCUAAAAGUCCAUAUGUUGACAAAAUUGCACACUAUGUUUACUUGAUUUCAUCUAAGGGCAAAAUUGUACACUUUGGCACAGAGAAGAAACUCCCAGGCUCAUCUUACCAAACUUUAAAACUUCCUGUGACUCAGCACAUGGUUCCUACAGCCCAUCUCCUCGUCUACUACAUUAUCACAGUGGAGCAGACAGCAGAAUUAGUGUCUGACUCAGUCUUCCUAAAUAUUGAAGAGAAGUGUGGCCAACAGCUCCAGAUCCGUCUGUCUCCAGACAAAGAGAUACAUUCUCCAGGAGAAGCUGUUUCUCUUAUCAUGGACACUCAGUCAGAAAUGUGGGUCGCCUUAACAGCGGUGGACAGUGCUACAUAUGGCAUCCAAGGAAGAAGCAAAAAUCCUCUGGAAAGAGUUCUUGGAGCUUUAGAUAAAAGUGACCAGGGCUGUGGAGCAAGUGGUGGCAGAAGCAAUGCUGAGGUGUUCUACUCAGCAGGACUCACGGUCCUCACCAACACAGACGUGGGCCACUCCCUACAAAAUGAUGAAUCAUAUAAGAAAAUUCUCAGACCAAGACGUUCCUUGAAAGAGGAAAUAGAAAAUCUAGCAUCCCAAUUCAGACACCCUGUGAUCCGGAAGUGCUGUUAUGAUGGAGCCCAUGGAAGUGAGGAGAGCUGCAGGGAGAGAGCUCUGAGGAUUACUGUUGGCCAGCAGUGUUCCAAAGCUUUCUUGAAGUGCUGUGACCUGGCAAGUGAGCUUCGGGCAAACAGUUCUCACAUUGAUGUAACCAUAGCAAGGCUUCAGCUGGAGUUGGUACCACCCGAUUGUGUAACUACCUGGGAAAUUCAGGGUGUUGGCAUUUCAGAUAAAGAAAGCCAUGUCACCAAAAGAGCCAGUUUACCUGAUGAUCAGCUUCUGAAUGUCAACUCCACCUACUUCACCAAAUUUGUGAGCCUGGAGUGGCAGACCAACUUUAUCAAGAAUCUUUUUGAUGUCUUUGACAGGAAUGUUUCUUUAUGA
Messenger RNA from Marmota flaviventris (yellow-bellied marmot), 2481 nucleotides. Its product is annotated as complement C5-like. Gene Ontology annotation, cellular component: extracellular region. Gene Ontology annotation, molecular function: endopeptidase inhibitor activity. The record is from RefSeq and is a predicted model, not a curated record. NCBI's taxonomy places the organism in Eukaryota, Metazoa, Chordata, Mammalia, Rodentia, Sciuridae.